AUGCCGCUUUUCGGAGGUGGAAGCAGCGCGGCCCCCGCGGCCAACUCGGCGCAGCUCGAGGCUGCUACUGCAGAACUCGAUAUGAUCACGGACGUGUUCAACCGUCUUGUGGAGUCGUGCCAUAAGAAGUGCAUCAGCACGCGCUACGCGGAGCCCGAUCUGCUUAAGGGUGAAAGCGUGUGCAUUGAUCGUUGCGUGAGCAAGUUCUUUGCCGUCAACGCCAAGGUCGGCGAGCAGAUGCAGGCUAUCGGCCAGCAGGCUUCUGGCGCCGGUGCCCCCGGCGGCCGCAUGUUUGGUUAA
This is a messenger RNA of Malassezia japonica, 300 nucleotides long. It is a transcript of the gene TIM10, whose product is annotated as protein transporter tim10. NCBI's taxonomy places the organism in Eukaryota, Fungi, Basidiomycota, Malasseziomycetes, Malasseziales, Malasseziaceae. The record is from RefSeq and is a predicted model, not a curated record. The coding region runs from base 1 to 300 and encodes 99 amino acids. Gene Ontology annotation, cellular component: mitochondrial inner membrane. Gene Ontology annotation, biological process: protein insertion into mitochondrial inner membrane. The transcript has 3 exons.